Molecule: messenger RNA, 3007 nt
Organism: Serinus canaria (Common canary)
Lineage: Eukaryota; Metazoa; Chordata; Aves; Passeriformes; Fringillidae
Exons: 5
Coding region: 1-1473 (490 amino acids)
Biological process (GO): DNA replication, removal of RNA primer
Molecular function (GO): RNA-DNA hybrid ribonuclease activity; nucleic acid binding
Source: RefSeq, a predicted model, not a curated record
AUGAAGAGGUGGACAGCCCAGCUGAAGUGCCUCUACACCAAUGCAUACAGCAUGGGUAACAAGCAUGAGGAUUUGGAAGCCCUGGUGCAAUUAGAAAACUCUGACCAAAUUGCUAUCACAGAAACAUGGUGGGAUGAGUUACACAACUGGAACAUGGCAAUUGAGGGCUACAAGCUUUUCAGAGGCAAGAGGACAGGAAGGAGGAGUGGGGGCGUUGUGCUCUAUAUUAAUGAAGGGAUAGAUUGUGAAGACCUGCCUCCGAGAAACAGCCACAAGCAGUUUGAGAGCUUGUGGGUAAAAAUCAAGGACCAGGCCAACAAAGGACACCUGGUGGUAGGGGUCUACUGCAGGCUGCCUGAUCAGGGGGAGCCUAUUGAUGAGGCCUUGUUGCUUCAGCUACAGGAAGCAUCAAAUUCACAAGCUCUCCUGAUUGGGGAUUUCACCCACCUGGACAUCUGCUGGGAAAGUAGUACAGCUGGCUGGAAGCAAUCCAGGGGAGGGCGCAGGCAGGGUCUGCUGCUGGAACCGCCAGAGGAGGGGGGGUCUUCCGGUGGAAACCAAACCGGAGCAUGGGCAGGAGGGAUAGAGGGACCUCCUAGGCGCGCCCCGGGAUCUUCCCGGAGGAACUCCGCUGUCUCGCUUCGCCUUCUGCGGAGACAGACAAGGACCUGCUGCUGGCGUGCGGAUUCGAGAUCUCCAGUGGAUGAAAGAAGCCACACGGGCCUUUCACCAGCUAAAGAAUGCCCUCAUGUCAGCUCCAGCCCUGGGACUUCCGGAUCUUCCUUUCUCAGUGGAAAUCAAGGGGAAGCAGUGCGCCACGAUUGCCUGGAGACCAUUGAAGCUACCUACUCCAGCCGCCCAGACUUAAAGGACACUCCUUUGGACGAUGCAGAGAGCUGGUUCACUGACGAGAGUAGCUACGUUGCCAAUGGAAAGCGACAUGCUGGGUAUGCAGUGACCACCUCCAGAGAGGUAAUAGAAUCCAGACCCUUACCAACAGGCACCUCUGCGCAGAAGGCUGAGAUAAUUGCCCUGACCCGUGCCUUAGAAAUGGCAAAAGGAAAGAAGAUAAACAUCUACACAAACUCAAGGUAUGCAUUCGAAGUCGCGCAUGCACAUGGAGCCAUCUGGAAAGAGAGGGGACUUUUGACCUCACAGGGAAAGAACAUCAAACAUGCACAAGAGAUAAUCCAGCUGUUAGAAGCAGUUCAGCUGCCUGAAAAGGUAGCAGUUAUGCAUAUCAAGGCACACCAAAGAGUGAGUUCAGAAUUGGAAGAAGGAAAUGAGCUGGCGGAUAGAGAGGCAAAAGAAGCAGCAAAAGGUGAGGUAACUAUUGAAGGAGCCCUAAUUCCAGAUGGACAAAUUUCCCUUGAAGGUAAGGCAGAAUAUAGAAGGAGAGAUAGAAAAUUAAUUGAAGAUCAAAAAAGGACAUAUACCAAGAAGGGUGGGCUACCAUUGAAAAGAAGCUGGUAAUCCCUUCCCAUUUAUUGUGGUCACUAGUAAGGGAAGAGCACCAGAAAGCACACUGGGGAAUAGAUGCCCUAUACACCUACUUGAUUGAAAGAAUAGUUGCUAGGAAUUUAUAUGCCACUAUUACUCAGGUGACCCGACAGUGUGAUCUUUGCCUCCAGACUAACCCCAAAAAUGCUCCCAAACCGAAACUCGGUCAGAUUGGGAGAGGCCAUGGGCCUGGACAGCAGUGGCAAAUUGACUUUUCAGAACUCCCAAGGAAAGGGGGUAUCGGUAUUUAUUGGUAUUGACAGAUACAUUUUCAGGGUGGCCAGAAGCAUUCCCCACCAGAACUGUCAAAGCCCCCGAGAGGUGACCAAGGUGUUAUUACAAGAAAUAAUACCACGCUUCAGAGUUCCAGCCACAAUAUCCUCAGAUAGAGGAUCACAUUUCAUUUCCAAAAUAGUGCAACAGAUUAGUAGCCACCUGGGCAUAGAUUGGGAACUUCACACUCCAUACUGUCCCCAAUCAAGUGGCCAGGUGGAGAAAAUGAAUCAUUUGAUUAAGCAGCAGAUUGUGAGACUUGGGCAGGAGGUUAAUCUACCCUGGCCCCAAGCUCUUCCACUGGCACUAUUGCAAAUCCGGACUAAACCUUGGGCUAAAGAAAAGCUGAGUCCUUUUGAAAUGCUUUAUGGAAGACCAUAUGGAAUACAAAAGGGAAUGUCCACCCACACUGGGGAGGUAACACUAGCUACCUACAUGGUAGCUUUAAGCAAACAGCUCAGAAAAAUUGAGAAACACGUGGCUGGAGCUCGGAGCAGGGAGCUAGAUGGGCCAGUACAUAACAUACAACCUGGAGAUUAUGUAUAUGUUAAGUGUCUUACAGAGAAAACUUUGGAACCACAGUGGGAGGGACUGUUCCAGGUGCUUCUCACCACCUUCACUGCAAUCAAGAUCAAGAAGCAGAAUCCCUAGGUCCAUCACUCUCGAGUGAAGAAGGCCCAAGAACCCCCUUGGAGAGCAACAUCAGGAGACAAUGAACUGAGACUAAAGCUUACAUGGGCAAAAAAGAGUAUAUUGUGGUCGGGAGUGGUUCAUACUUUCACUUGCAGAAUUGUUUUGUAUAUAUUUAUAACUGAUCUUGCUAAUUUAGAAUUAGAGAAUACUACAAUGACUAGCUAUGUUAACAUCCCUAUCAAAUGUACACGGCAAAGCAUUGGGAGACGCCUAUUGUCGUAGGAGUCUGCAUUAAGUAAAAGAAUUUACUUAUUUUCUAGGAAAGAGGGGAACGAGACAGAGUAAAAAUUUUCCAGGUUGCAGGGUAGAAAUUCUUUUUGAUUUAGGUUUAAUGUACAUCUUUUAGUUAAGUCUUGGAAUCUUAGCUGUUUAGUCUGAACUCAGAAAAUUGCACCAGUGAAGGGCAGAGAUAAGGCGGGGGAUACAGGUCAACUUGGCCUAGGAAUUUUUUCUGAUAACAAAAGACCUAGCGCUAAAUGUCACGCGAAGUGUGUAAAAUGAAUAUGUAUGAACCUAUUGUGAAAUUGUAUGCAUAUGUAUU